This is a messenger RNA of Oncorhynchus kisutch (coho salmon), 2401 nucleotides long. RefSeq lists its product as uncharacterized. The record is from RefSeq and is a predicted model, not a curated record. Lineage: Eukaryota; Metazoa; Chordata; Actinopteri; Salmoniformes; Salmonidae. Bases 192 to 2336 code for a protein of 714 amino acids. The transcript is spliced from 10 exons.
GGCGGCGUCCGGACACAUCGGGAUACUGGGGUGGCUCCUACACACCGCCCAGUCAGUGUGGACCCUCCCCGUCAUCACAGACAACCAGGGCUACACGCCACUACACUUGGCCUGCUACAACGGAGUCAGAGGUCAGUGGGAAUGACCUCACCCUCAUAGACCUGGGUGACCCCAUCAUUGACGGUGAUGUUAUGAAGGAAGACAGAGAGGUUGAGAGACAGACCAAGUUGGAAGAGGCUGUUCUAGAGACAGAUAUCCCAACUCUGUCACUAGAGGCUGAAGGAGAGAUUGAGAUGCAGGAGGCUGAUCUGAAGACAGAUGGCACAUCUCAGUCACAGGAGGUUGAAGGAGAGAGUGAGUUGGACGAGGCCAUUGUCAUCCCAUCUCAGUCACAGGAGGAGGCCAAAGGAGAGAGUGAGUUGAAUCAGGUUGAUCUGAAGACAUCCACAUCAACUCUGACACUGGAGUUCGAAGGAGAGAGUGAGUUGAAUCAGGUUGAUCUGAAGACAUCCACAUCAACUCUGACACUGGAGGUCGAAGGAGAGAGUGAUUUGAAUCAGGUUGAUCUGAAGACAUCCACAUCAACUCUGACACUGGAGGUCGAAGGAGAGAGUGUGAUGCAGGAGAGUGAUGAUGUAGAAACAGCCGGGCCAUCUCAAUCCCAGGAGACUGAACGAGUGGCAAAGGCUGCAGUGGUGACCUUCACUACCAUGACCCGCAAGGCUGCAGCCUCCCAGACCAGCCUCAGCAGGGGAAAGAGAAGCUACCCAGACCUACACACCUUUGUGCAGGACAUGAAGGAUGGCCAUUGGAAUCUGCUGAGUGAGAAUAUGCGUUCCGGGAUGAGCAGAGAUGAGUUUAGUGCUAGGUGCAUGGAUAUUACAAAUUGGGUAAUGGAGUCUACAUCCACUGUGGUCGUUCCCGCCCUUGACCUCACCAUGCAGAUCAGGCUCUCUGAUUCGUCAAGCUCUUCUGGAUCAGGAAGCAAUGUGGCUAGAGAAGUGACCUCUCUUGGCCGCAGCGUCAGAUUCAGCUUUCGUGGUGGACCCAGUAGACGCACCAGUUCAAGAACUACUUGCAGCACACAAACUCCCACGCCUUUCCCCUACUCUCACAGUUCCAUGACCUCUUUGCUGAGUGUUGACGAAGAGCGAUAUGUCUCCUCACCUGAGGGUGGUGAUAGAGAGAUGAGACACAGACCCCACUCGGCACCACUGAGUUCUGUGUUUGGAAUCUCUGAGGAUUCUGUCUUCAACAUGGUCCAGAGAGGCCAGUCACAGAGUGAGAUCGUACUGUCGUCCAGUUGGAGUAGACGGGAGAAAUACAGACCUGUCAAAAUACCAACGGACACCAGGUUUAUGAUGGGUAUUGUAGAGUUGGUAAUGAACCUUCUCAAUUCCAGAUUGGCUGAGCUAAUGCGAAGUUUCAGUCAGGGAACUCUAGGUCCGCUGUCUGGUAGUAUCUCAGCAAGUCAGCAGUUUGCCCAAGAAAUGCUAAGCAUGGUGUCUGCUAAGAUGUAUUCCCAUGCCAUAGAGCAUAUUGCGCACGGCCACAAGUCUCCCCUUGAGUUAGAGAGGGAGCUUGAGGCCAUAUUGGGUCCUCUGGCUGGACAGGUUAUAGUCAUCAUCAUAGAUAGCAUCUUUAAGGCUAAAGCCAACGGAAGAAACGAGGGACGAGCGACCAGCCCCUUGACCUAUUUUCUCACUGCCAUUUCAGCAGAAAUACAAAGCCUAGUUGUUCAGAGAUCGGCUAGCAGACCGUCCACCAGACUGUCCAACAACGACCCACUGCUGAACGUUUCCAAGUCAAAGGUCUUAAGAUCAGUUCUGCUCAAAAUGGCAGAACUCUUUGGCCAAGGUCCAAGUGAAACCUGUCUAGUUCCACUAGUCCAGAGUCAGUCCAACAACUCUGUUUGCGACUGGACUCUGAAUGCAGGCACCGUUCAUCCAAGUCAAUUUCUGUCCCACAACAGAAUGACAGAAGUGUCCUCUGCCAGGGGGGAAGAGACUAAGAAGAACAGGAAGUGGCAUUUCCUACACAAAAUUGUCAAGAUUCCAAAGAUCAGGAUUAAGCUAUUCAAGACAAAAGGGGAACCGAAGAGCCACCCUGAACAGGAUUCUCUGCCUACCAAACGUCUCAGAGAGACUCGUAUUUCACAGGAUGCUGAGUGUGAGGUUCUAUCCACUUCCCCACCCAAGGAGGCCCUGACAACCACACUGGCCCCUGCUCCCCAGGAGUCCCAGUCCCGUAAACGCCCUCUCAUAGUCAGGGUGUUACGAGCUAUCUCCAGAGCCGUCUCCAAACCAUUCAGAAAAGCUUUUGGGAAGAAGAAUUAGCCAAAUGCCGGAUUUUAUUACUAUUUUAAUCAGAGCCUUUAUUUAAUAAAACAUUACUGCAUUGA